AUGAACAGUAUCCGCGACAGUCAGUCAUCCUAUGGAGACCCUCGAUACUUAUCCACCAUGACAGCCUCCGACGCCCCGGCGCCAGUGCAGGGAAAGUCGCUUGUGGAUGGGUAUCGGGAUGCUCUGGAUCCCCAGCAUGAUGACCGCUCGCGGUAUAACCCGCUGAACCCGUCCCACCCGCGCAGCUCGGCUCUCCUGAACGCCAACGACCCCGUGACGAUGUACUUGUUGACCGAGACCGCCAUCGGAGAUAGUGUAGACUACGAAGUGCUAUCCUUGGAAGAGGUGGAGGAAUUGAAGAAAGAAAAGACGCUGCUGUCCAGUCGCAUCCAGGGCACGAAGCGGAAAUUGGCCCUGGAAACGAAACUCCGGGAUGCUGCCCAAUCGAUCGGCCGACUAUACAGCCCGCCUAGUCCGCGGAGCAGCGGCGAAUACGGUGCGAAUGGAGCCACACACCGCAGGAGCCGCAGCAUUUUCGGACGGAGCGGUGCUUCAGAGGCGCUGGACAAGAGUGACUCGGAGCUCGCGGCGAGCCAGCGGAAAUGCGAAGAGCUAGCUCAGGAAUUAUGGAAGCUGGAGACCAGAGCUCAAAAAAUCGAUCAACGCUUGCUGGAGCAUACCGCGGGUGUGCUGCAGAUGACACACAAGGGUCUGAAGAAGGGGCCCAAGAACCCUGCUCCUGCUGGCCCAGAAAGUAUGUACGACGCACACGACUUCGACGAUCGCAGUCUCUACCGGACGACGGAACAUUUGGAUAGCUUUGGUGUACACGGCAGAAUCGAGACAAGUGCCGCUGCGGCCUGGAACAUCGAAGCCAUGCAGGCUACUGAGAGACGACUGGAGGACCUCAGCGAGCGCAUACAUGAUAUGAUGAUCCAGUCUAACCCUGGUGAAUUCAUCGAUCCUCCACCCCAACCAGCUACGAAUGGAGGGCCGGUCAAUCCCACAGCAACAGUCGAUGCACACCUGGCAUAUAUCCAAAACGGCAUGAACAACAUCGUCUUACACACGGGCACCGAAGUUCCAGCUCCCACGGUUGUGAAUGAGGUAGCUCCAGAGGCCGAGAGCGCUUGGAAGACCAAACUCACUGAGAUCAACAAUCGAGUGCAGACUAUUGUUGACCGGUUUGGUUUGACACGUUCGCCGACAUUACCUCCGCCUCCUGAUGCUAACCACGGCGAUGGACUGGAGGAACAACUCUCUUACCUCCAAACUGGUGUUGAUGGUCUAGAGAGCCGUGUGGAUGGGGUCUUGGAACAAAAAAGCAUUCUGACAACCCAAAUUCAACAGCAGCGCGAGCUCAACUCCAAGUCAGAUGCUGAGCGAGAUGCCCAUAUCGGCGACUUGACUGAACAACUGACCCAUGUGCGCAGAGACCUCGAGGUCUCCGAGCGCGAAAGCAACGCCAACCGCGAGGAGCUAGCUUCAGUCACCGAACAGCUCGAUGCAAUGCGUCACAGUGGCUCCUCCCACGAAGAAGCCAAGGCGGCUCUUGUCCAGGCAGAGGGCGAAGUUGCGCGCCUACAGAGCGUUGUUGGCUCAUUGCAUCUCGAGUCAGAUGCCAGAAUUAACGAAGUCAGUGACGCUCGCGAUGCGCAGGAUCACGCCGAGGCCGAGGCCAAGCGCCUAAAGGAUGCCAUUGAAUCUCUGGAGAGAGAGACACAGACCCGGGCCUUAGAAGUCAGUGAUGCUCGUGAUCGCGCAGAAGGGGAAGUCCAACGCCUCAACAUCCUCGUUGAAACGUUGCAGCAUGACACCAGUGCCAAGUCCAAGGAGGCUAGCGAUGCUCGUGACCGCGCCGAAGAAGAAGUGGAGCGACUGGGAGCCGUCGUCGAAACGAUGCAGCAUGAGCAUGCUGCCCAGACCGAAGAGUUGAAGGAAUUGCUGCUCCACGCGGAAAGCGAGGUGAAGCGUCUGCAGGAGGUUAUUGAGUCUAUGGAAACCGACUCGGCCGCCCACUCUGAAGCCAGAACCGCCCGCGAUCAUGCUGAGAGCGAAGUGACUCGCCUGCAAGCUGUCGUUGGAUCGAUGGAAACCGAUUCGGCUGCUCAUUCCGAAGCCAGAGCCGCCCGCGAUCAUGCCGAGAGCGAAGUGACUCGCCUGCAAGCUGUCAUUGAAUCUAUGGAAACUGAAUCGGCCGCCCACUCCGAAGCCAGAGCCGCCCACGAUUAUGCUGAGAGCGAAGUGACCCGCCUGCAAGUUGUCAUUGAAUCGAUGCAAAACGACAGUGAUGCUCAAACCAGAGAGAUCCGGGAGUCUCGUGACCAAGCGGAAAGUGAAGUCAAGCGUCUUGAGGACAUCAUUGACUCGCUGCAGAACGAUACUGCCGUCCAGCAUGAAGAUAUCAGAAACGCCCGUGACCAUGCGGAAAGUGAAGUCAGCCGCCUGCAGGUUGUCAUGGAAUCAAUGAAGCACGACAGCACUGCUCAGGCCGAGGAGGCAAGAAAUGACCGUGACCGCGCCGAGAGCGAGGUGAAGCGUUUGCAAGAUAUCAUUGAAUCGUUGCAACACGACACCAGCAAAGACGGUGAAGCACUGGAAGCUCGUGAGCGUGCAGAGCAAGAGGUCGCCCAGCUAGAAGCCGCCAUCCAACAAAUCCGUAACCAAUCCGAUGCACGCAUUAAGGAGGCAGAUGAUCAGCGCGCGCAGUCGGAGGCCAAUAAAGCUCGCCUGCAGAACGAGAUGACCGAGCUCGAAGGUGAGAUUGUGCGGGUUACUACCGAACUCACUAUGGCCAAGGCAGAGCUGGACGGUGCCUAUGGUACACGGGCCGAGCGUGCUGCCAAGGUUGCUUCCAACCCCAGUGUUCAGAAAGAAAAUGAUGCUCUGGUCACCCGGAACAUUGAGCUCACCGAGGAACUUGCUCUGUUCAAGAGCCAGCGGGGAGGCGGGGAUCUCCAGCAACGGGCGGAUACUCUCGAGAGGGAGCUUCGCGAAACCAUUGAUGACUAUGAAGCCAUGACCAAGGCCAGCAUUGAGUUCGAAAAGGAACGUGAGCGCUUUGAAAGCUUCAUUGAUAGUCUCCGGGACCGUUGCGAACAGCUGGAAACACAGCUGGCAGAGGAACGUAUUAGCUGGAUGAACUUGAGCAGUCCCACGUCGGUGGGCCGAGAGGGCACUUACGAGACGACAUCGACAAUGGUUCUUAAGAAUGAAUUCAAGAAGAUGAUGCGUGACACGCGUAACGAGAAUAUGAAGAUCUUGAGGGCCGAACAAGAAGAGCGUCGUAGAAUCGAAGGAUUGCUGCGAGCCCUAAGAAAGGAACAUGCGCAGGUGACUGGCAAGAUGCCCAGCUCCGGCGGUACUCCGUUAUGA
Messenger RNA from Penicillium nucicola, 3315 nucleotides. Its product is annotated as involucrin repeat protein. Lineage: Eukaryota; Fungi; Ascomycota; Eurotiomycetes; Eurotiales; Aspergillaceae. The transcript is spliced from 3 exons. The coding region runs from base 1 to 3315 and encodes 1104 amino acids. The record is from RefSeq and is a predicted model, not a curated record.